UGAAAAAAAAAUGAUUCGAACAGAUUUGAGACAUUUCUAUGAUAAUGAUGAAAAUAUUAAUCAUAGUGUCAUUUCGUUAAAUGUAUUUACAGAGACAAUUACAGAAGGUAUACAUUCAUUAAAAAAUCAGAUUGAAAAUUUCUGCCAAGUUUAUAAAGAUUCUCUGCCGAAUGACGAUGAUAUGUCCCUACAAAAUUACAAAAGAGAAUUACAAUUUAUCAAUGAUGCUUGGACUUCAUUCAAGAAUUCACUGGAUCAAAUAGAUAUAGAUAUACGUAGUUAUAAUGGUGAUAUGAGAGAAUAUACAUCACACAUUAGUAAACAUUUACGCUCUUUUGAGUUGUUACAGAAGCAACGAGAUAAUGUUAGAAAUAAAAGUAUUAGACUUCAAUCGUCAGCAGUAUAUGAAAAAGACAUAGCACCAUUGAACGAUGCGAUAAAAAAGAAUUUACAAGCUUAUUCUACACAUAUAAAAUUGUACAAUGACAAAGUUGAUGAAUUACAAAAACUGAAAAAAUAUUUGAAUCGAACAGAUAGUUCUUCUCAAAGUUCGAAUUUUAAUCAAUUAAUAGCCCAUUGGAAUGUUGUAUUAGAUAAUUUUGAACAUUUAAUAGGAUUUAUCAAAAAUGAUUCUGUGAUAGUUAAUAACAUGAAACAGGCAUUAUUUACUUUUGUUUCAAGUAUGCAAACUAUUCAAUUGAUUAAAUUGAGAGAAUUGGAGAAUGUUGAAAAUCAAACGAUAGAAAAUAGUAGUCUGAUUGAAAAUCUUCAAAAGCAAGUGUCUGAUUUGACGGAAAAAAAUUCAGAGCUAUUAAACAGCGUGGAAACUUUGAGAAAAAAUUUAGACGAACAGCAAAUAAUAGACUUAAAUAAUGACAAAGAAGACGAAUUAAUAAACAAGAAUAAUAAACUUAAAAAAGAAUUGAGUGCUUUUGAAGCUGAAAAUAAGAAACUCAGUAAACAAUAUGACGCUACUGUUAGAGACAACACAGUGUUGUUAGAACAAAUAAUCCAAAAAGAUACUAAUUUGCAAGAGGUCGACAUUUUAAAGUUGAAACAUCAACAGAAAUUAAAUCCACUUACAACAGAAAAAGAAAAAUUGAUUAAUGAAAAUAAUGAACUGAAGAAACUACAUGAUGAAGAUAAUGAAGCUAAUGAAAAUUUACUUAAACAAUUGGAUGAACAAAGAAAAACGAUUAAUCAGUUGAAUCUUCAACGAGACGAAUUACAUCAAAAGUUGAUGAAUGAAUUUGGAGAACGCAAGCAGAAAAUGCUGGAUGAGUUACGGUAUUUAAGAGAGCAACUAUCUACAGUUGAGAAUCAAUUGUCACAGAAACAAGAUCACAAUAACAGUUUAAUGCUUGAAUCACAAAAACUGCAAGAACAAAACAAUACUCAAGAAGGGAAAAUUAAAAAUUUAAGAGAAGAACUUGUUCGAACAAAUUUUCGUAUAAGUGAUUUAGAAAAUCAAUUAAAGACAUUACAGCAACAAACAUUAGCUUUAAAAACUGGAAAACAAAGUAGAAAUCAAAAAGAAAUCGAAUUGGAGCAAAAAUACGAAGAAGAGAAGAGUGAAAAUGAAUCACUGAAAAUUCAAAUACAAGAAUUAAAAAAUAAAUUGUUAGUUCAAGCUGGACCGUCAGCAGAAACAAGUACCAAAGUUCCUGAUGAAAGUCAUGUUGAUUGGGAAAAUGAGAAAACAAAAUUAAAUUUUAGAGAUUCUUAUGUUACAGCUUCCAUAGAUAGUAUUGAUGAAAAUAAUUGGAACACGUUACAAAAACAAAUCAAAGAAUUAAAUCAAAAGUUGAAUGGACUACAUGAUAAAUUAGCUACAGCAUAUACAAGAUUUGAAGCCGUACAAAAAUUAAGAAACAAAGAUAUAAAAAUUAUGACAUUUUCGGAUGAGAUGGAAAAUAUUAUUAAAGAAAUACGCCAACAGUUAGAAAUAAAUAGGCCUAUAUACAGUCAAACCUUAGAAAAAUUAAUACUUGAAAUAAAUACCAAUUAUGAAAAAGAUCUUGAAUUACAUAAACAUAGUCAAUCUGUUUACAUUAAUUUAACUAAUUCAAUAAAAAAAGAUUAUUCAAAAAAGGAAAAUAAACAUAAAAAAGAAAUUAGACGAUUGACUGCUAAACAAGAAACUGCAACAUCAUCGAUUAAUUCAAAUAAAAUAAUAAAAAAUUUAGAAAAAGAAAAAGAAAAAUGGAAAAAAAAUAAAACUGAAACAAAUAUCGCAUUGAAAGAAUUACAAGAGCAAAUAACUCGAUUUAUAGAAAGAUAUAAUGAACGAAAUGAAAAAAGGAAGAAGUUGUUAUUUAGUAUUCAAAGUCAUUUAGUUAAUAACAUAUACAGUGAUGUAAUUAAUGAACUAUUGAUCAAUCUUGAUAAAUUGAUGGAUUAAAAAUAUUAUUGAGUGAAAUAAGCGACAUUUCUGAAGAACAAUAUUUAUAUUGUUUUCAAAAAAUUAAACCUAAUAAAAUACACUAGAUUAUCUUUUUUUUUUUAAACUAAAUAAAUGAUGUAGCAUAAAUCUGAUGAGCAGUAGAAUCAUACACUUAAGUUAAAAAUAGAAAUUAUUUAGCAUGGAAUAUGCAAUUUCCAGUGACCUGUGAUCCAAGGGUCGUCGGGAUAUUGCAAGUUGCAACUUCUGAACGUAAUUGAUUUGAUCACGCUAAGUAUCCCUUCUUGGUCUGGUUCAUUAAGGUAAAUCAUUUUGGUAUAGAAGCGAAAGUGCAUCAAAUUGCAACUCGAUUUACUUCAGUCAUUGCAUUCGUAUUGAAAAAAUAAAGAUUAUAAGAAUAUUUCAAAAGUUGAGAGCCAAAAAGUUCUACAAUAAACUGAAAUAUAAUCAGUGUUUCUAAAUUUAUUUUGACAGUUCUUUAGUUUAAUACAGGACACCCUGUGGAGUCGAAAGUCAUGCAUAUAUAAAAUUUAAGGGAGUCAUUAAUACUGCGUAAUUCAGAGGGGAUACCAGUAGCAGAAAUAUUCCACCUACUGGCUGCAUUCAUUUAAGUUUUUUUUUUAUUUUCCAAGAAAUUCAUCAUAGAUUUUAAAACCAUCAAAAUUCAUUUAUGAUUAUAUAUAAUCUAAUCUUGAACAAACUAUUAAAUGAAUUGAAUUUGAACUGAAUACAUUAUAAAUAAAUGUAUGAAAUUUUUUUACCAAAUGAAACCAGUUUUUUAUGUACAUAAUUGGUUGAUAAAAGGGCAAGGAUUAGCUACAGUAAUAAAAUAUUCAUUUUAUUUAAGCUGAUAACUGCCAAUAAAAUAGUCACCUUAUAGAUUUUCUUCUCAUUAAUACAUGUAUUUGUUGAUCGUUUUUUAAUGAAGUAAAUAUAAAAAUAUAUCAGUUCUGCACUGAUUGGCGUAUACUCAUCCACAUUGUCGACACGACAUGAGAGUGUCUGUUCUACAUCUGCUGUUGAUGCAGAUGAUUCUUGGGAGUAGACAUCGGCCUCAAAACGAGUUGUCUUCAAUGUUCAAGAUUGACCUGUGCAUUGACUUUUGAAAGAUAAAAAGAAUAAGUAAAUAAAAAAAAAAAAAAAGAAAGAAAAGGAAUCAUGAAUUGAGGGUAGACCAGAGGCAUUCCUGCACGUCACUGUGUCCGCCCAGUGGCUCGACGAAUCGCAGGAGACUCUUAUAUAAUUAACCAUCAAAUUAUAAGUUUGGCUAUCGAGUACAUCCUUGGCAAGAUACCCAAGGAGAUGGGAAGAUGAAAAGAAAUAAAAGAAAGACGCCAUCACCACCGGACUAGAAGUAAUUACCCUCUGAAAGAGAGAAAGAGAGAAAAAUAAAAUAAAAAGUAAAACGAGAGGAAAAGAAAAAUCAUCAAAAAAAAAAAGUAACUGGCUACCUUACUUCAUCUAAGGAAUUGCCUGGAUGUCCGACGACUAUGCUCAUUUUGUCUUUUUAAUCAAAAUUAAUCAUGAGGGUCGUUUCUUGGCUGUAUCUUCUCUACACUGUUGGCUUCUGCACCUCUUUCCAGUCGCAAAAGAAUGAUUCCAUAAAGACCACGACGUGCGAAUUUUUCUCCCGGGCUUUUAAUAUCAUUUUAAAGACAUGGAAUUUACUUAAUAGCUACCUCCGUUCUUUUUUUACUGAAUAAAUUUCCAUUCCCUUGAUUCGAUCAAUAUCAUUAUCGUCAUUUUAUUAUUUUUGACUUGUUGAGAAUAUUAUCGUCAAUUCUCGUCUUCGACAAGAAACAUAUCAUUACAAAUGAUACGAAUAGAAUAGCUAAGUUUAUAUGUCCAAAUGUCGUAAGUUACAGCAUUUAACCCCUCGUUCUAGUACAAUUUGAUUAAUUAUCGAUGUAAUCAUUGAUUUAUCCUACAACACCCACGCUCGUUCAGUAUUUAUAUAGAAUGCCAACACUCACUAUAUUGAUAUAUAUAUAUAUAU
Chelonus insularis is the source of this 4397-nucleotide messenger RNA. Its product is annotated as putative leucine-rich repeat-containing protein DDB_G0290503. The transcript has a single exon. Lineage: Eukaryota; Metazoa; Arthropoda; Insecta; Hymenoptera; Braconidae. The record is from RefSeq and is a predicted model, not a curated record. Bases 11 to 2401 code for a protein of 796 amino acids.